This is a messenger RNA of Thalassophryne amazonica, 3696 nucleotides long. RefSeq names its product integrin, alpha 11b (gene itga11b). The transcript has 30 exons. Gene Ontology annotation, biological process: cell adhesion mediated by integrin; integrin-mediated signaling pathway; cell-cell adhesion. Lineage: Eukaryota; Metazoa; Chordata; Actinopteri; Batrachoidiformes; Batrachoididae. Gene Ontology annotation, molecular function: integrin binding. Gene Ontology annotation, cellular component: external side of plasma membrane; integrin complex. The coding region runs from base 1 to 3324 and encodes 1107 amino acids. The record is from RefSeq and is a predicted model, not a curated record.
AUGUCCCCAUUAAGUAGAGUUUCUCUGGACAAUGUGUCUGAGAGGAAAGACCAGAUGAGGCUGGGAAUGACGCUGGCAGCUAACCCUAAAGACAACACCUUCAUGGCUUGUGGACCGCUGUGGUCUCAUGAAUGUGGAAGCUCCUUCUACAGCACAGGCAUCUGCUCCACAGUCAGCCAAAACUUCAGAGUGUUUCACACCUUUGCUCCAGCCCUGCAGAGGUGUGAAACUUUCAUGGACAUUGUGAUUGUCCUGGAUGGUUCUAACUCCAUCUACCCAUGGUAUGAAGUCCAGGAUUUUCUCAUCAACAUCCUUCAAAAGUUUUAUGUUGGUCCAGGUCAGACACAGGUGGGUGUGGUGCAGUAUGGUUCCACUGUGGUCCAUGAGUUUGGCCUGGGCGAUUACCAGACGGUGGAGGAGGUAGUGGAUGCUGCCAGGACCAUUGACCAGCGAGGUGGUGAGGAAACCCGGACAGCGCUUGGGAUCAAUGUGGCUCGCACUGAAGGGUUCAGACGCGGUGGUCGUCCAGGUGCUAAGAAGGUGAUGAUUGUGAUCACAGAUGGAGAGUCUCAUGACAGCCCACAGCUUCUGCAGGCCGUCGCUGACAGCGAGAGAGACAACAUCACCAUGUACGCCAUUGCUGUUCUGGGCUACUACAACCGCCGAGGAAUCAACCCUGAAUCCUUUUUGAAAGAAAUCAAGUUCAUUGCGAGUGACCCAGAUGAGAAACACUUCUUCAACGUGUCAGAUGAGUCAUCCCUGAAGGACAUUGUGGAUGCUCUCGGAGAGAGGAUUUUCUCUUUAGAAGGUACAGGAGUCUCCGGAACGUCUUUCGGCCACGAAGUGGGCCGCCUUGGAGAAUCGGUCCACUAUCUUGAGGAUGGUAUUCUGCUCGGAGCAGUGGGUGCCUAUGACUGGAAUGGUGCUGUCCUAAAGCAGACGAAACACGGAAAAGUGGUUCCACCAAAAUCCUCCUAUCAGGAAGAGUUUCCAGAGGAGCUGAAGAACCAUGGAGCUUAUUUGGGUUACUCGCUGGGUUCUGUGAUCUCAGCCCGCAGCUCUCAGCUCUAUGUGGCCGGAGCGCCCAGAUUCAACCACACGGGCAAGAUCAUCAUCUUCACCCUGAAGAACACAGGGCAUCUGAAAAUCCUGCAGGCGCUGCUGGGACAGCAGAUCGGGUCAUAUUUUGGCAGCGUGUUGCUGUCAAUGGACAUAGAAGGUGAUGGAUGCACAGACAUCCUCCUGGUGGCAGCACCUAUGUACUACAGCCAGGGCUGGGAGACAGGAAGGGUUUACAUCUACACAGUGACAGCUCAGACAUAUUUCACCCUGCAGGGGGUUCUCCAGGUUUCUGAGCAGUCUCAGAACUCUCGCCUGGGUUCUGCUUUGGCUGAGUUACCUGACAUGAAUGGUGACGGGUUCAAGGAGCUGGUGGUGGGAGCGCCGCUAGAAGAUGACCAUCAAGGAGCAGUCUAUGUCUUUUAUGGUCAAGACAAAACCAUUCAGCAGCAGUACAGACAACGUUUGUCUGCAGCAGGUCUUUCUGCAGGUUUGCAGUAUUUUGGUCAAAGUCUUCACGGUAUUCUGGAUGUCAACGCAGACGGGCUGGUUGACCUGGCAGUGGGAGCGCUGGGAGCCGCUGUUAUCAUCUGGUCUCGUGGUGUGGUGCAGAUUCAGUCCAAACUCACCUUUGAACCCGAGAAGAUCAACGUCUUUAACAAGGACUGUCAACGGGGAGGAAAGGAGGUCACCUGCAUGUCUGUGACCUCGUGUCUGAGCCUCAACCCCAGGACUAAGAUCCAGACAGACGUCGCGGUGUGGUAUAGUCUGGUGCUGGAUGAGUGCCGUUUUCCUCCCAGAGCCUUUUUAGAUGAAGCAGAGAGGCAGCAACCCAAGAAGAUCAUUCUACAGCCGGGUAGUCAACAGUGCCAGCACCACAGCUUCUCCGUCCAGGAGACCACAGAUUAUGGCCGUCCCAUAGUAGUUGUCAUGGAGACAGGAUUGCAGAAUCCCGAUGAGGGGCUUGUGUUGGACCCAGAUUGGCCCAGCAGCUAUCGGGUUGAGCUUCCCUUUUGGAACGGCUGUGAACAGGAGGACAACUGUGUUCCUGACCUGAUCCUCCACAGUCACACGGACCUGGUGGACGUCCAGCAGUUCUGCAGCACAACAGAGCGAGCCGCAUGGUCUCUUUGUCGCCAUAACAACAUGUCAGAGGGUUCGGUGCACAUCGUGGAAGCUGGCCGGAGGAAGAUGGUGGUUUUUGCCCGACUGGAGAACCAGGGGGAGAACGCCUACGGAGCCACACUCAAAAUCAACACCUCCCCCAACCUCAUCUUCUCCAGCCUCAUCGUCAAGGACCAAUCAGGUAUUAAGAUUGAGUGCUACCCUGAGGACAGAGUGUUCACUCAGAGGAUCUGUAACAUCAGCGCUCCGUUCAUGAAGUCGUUGUCUCAGGUUUCUUUCUGUCUGGAGCUGGAAUUCAGCCAUUCCAUCUUCCUGGACCACAUACAAGUUGUCAUGGAGACGAGCAGCGAGGGAGAAGAUGGAUAUCCAGACGACAACAUCAAUGAAAUCUUCCUUCCUUUGAAAUACCAAAGUGACAUCCUGUUCACGCGAGACCCAAACCCUCCUCGUUUUGAGAUCAGAGCUAACUCCUCCUCCUCUUCAUCGUGGGAUCAAUCAGGCAACAGGUCACCAAUCUUCAACCUCACAUAUUAUAUCCAGAACUUGGGCCUCUACUCUGUCCAGGACGUUAUGUUCAGGGUUAAUAUUUGGGCUGAAACCAGUCGGGGCAACCAGCUCCUGAACAUCACAGACUACAGCGUGGAGCAGGCAGCCUCGUCUAGCUGUCUCCUGCCUCGUCUCACCGCCACAGCAGCAGCCAGCGUCGUGGCAGCGGAGGACCUGUCUAAACUCUCACAGCUGAACCAAAGUAACAGCGUUAACAUGUCAGUUGGCUGCAGACUGACGCUGCCAACAGCCACAGAGGUCAAGGUGACGCUCAGAGGGACAUUUCAGGUCUCCACUCUGCACUUCGUGACCUUCAGGUCCUUGGAGCUGCUGACUGCCGCCUCCAUAAACCUGGAAGCAUCCAGUCCCAUGUUCCUGCAGGACGACAGACCUGUCCGACUGAUCAUUCUGGAGCUGAGGAAGGAGGAGGUUUACCGCGUCCCCACCUGGAUCAUCCUGGGCAGCUCUCUGGGAGGCCUCCUCUUACUGGCCUUACUGGUCCUGGCUCUGUGGAAGCUCGGCUUCUUCAAAAGACAGAGGAGGCAGGAAGAGGAGCAGCCUGUGGCCAAUGGAAAGGCAGCAGAGGAGCUGUAAGGACCAAGACUCUGCAGCUGCAUCGGGUCUUCAGUGGUGACUGAGGUGUUUUCCCCUUCAUGUGCUCAUCAUUCACAUGAGCUGUAAAGAGUAAAGACCAAACUGAAAACGAGCCGUCUUCAGUCUGCAGCAUCCUUCAUUUUACUCUUCAUCUGGCUUAGCAUCUUCACUGAGGAACCAAGACCAGACCUGAGGUCUGAGAUAGGCCAGGUGUCGUUUUUGUUCAGUCCAGCUCCGUCCAAGUCGCCUCCUGUUGCACUGCGGCCGGUCUGGGGUCUGUGCCAGACGGCUGCUGCUUACCUCACACAGACAGCACAGGUACAAAAACAGGUCGAACCUGAACUACACCCACAUAACUCAGUCUGAAAAAAA